AUAUGGCGACGAAAAAGUGGCAAUGGAACUACCUUGUUUUUUGUAUCAUGCCCGGCCCUAAAUAGUCAUGGGCCUAAAUGUUCCUAUUAAUGCCGAAAACUAUGGAAAAUUCCUAUUUCGCUCCACCUAUGUAGAAGUCAUAUUCGAAAUCCAUUUUUAAUUUUUUAAUUCACUCUUUCAUUGUCCGAUUGUUUUUAACCGACUUCACAAACAGGAGAAGGUUAUCAAUUCGUCGGAAAAUUAUUAUUUUUUCCACAAACUAUCAGCAUUUCAAUUGAAAACAAGUCACAAAAUUUUUCUUCCAAACUUUCAAGCAAUUGUUUGUUUUUUUUAAUUUUCCUUGAAUUUCCAACGCGUUUAUAGAACAUUCAAAUUCCAAAUUCGAAAAAUGUUCGCGUCCGGUAGUAAAACGAAAGAUGUCAUUGUCCCUUCAUCGACGACGCAUAGACCAUUAGCAUCCAUAUUAACAAAAACAACCGCAACUACAUUGACACAGCGCCGCAUUAGCUCAACGGGUGGCGAAACGAUAAUUUCCGGCGCCACACUCACUGGACACCAAAGAUUGCCACAAAUGCGAUCAAAAUUCACCGAACGCAAGCCGACACCAGUUUCUCGGACCUCUGUAGCGGUACGCACGCGCAGCCAAAUGCAAUCGGGCAACUCAAGCAAUAACACUCACCUAACUCCACGCGGCGAUGGCCGUAAAGUGAUGUCCGGUAUACCGACCAAUACAGCGGCGCGUGCCACCGCACGUCAGUUGCAACGGCAAGAGGCAGGAACAGCAGCAACGGCUGCAAAACAAAAUGAAGUCCACACUAAGAAGGAAGAGAAUUUGGAACAGCUUAAUCAUGCUGAAAUCGGCAUACAGACUAAUGAGCCGGAAAUACUUAAUCACGAUUUGAUCAUUGGUGACAUUAAAUUGCUGCCACCGAAGGCAAGCAUUAUCGCAGAAAUCGAACGGCAGCAAAAUGAGACGCGCAAGAAGUUGCUGCUGAAGGCGCAGCGUAAGUUUGAGGGUCACUCGGUGAAGCAGGAAGAGCAUUUGACUGAUUUGAAGGAGUUUCUCGAAAAGUCUGCAAUCACAAGACGUUCGCGCAAAUCAAAAGUAACCAUCGAAGUGGAUAAAAAACUCAUAAAAUCCAUGGAUGAAAUACUGAAUAAGAGUGUGCCAAAAACUGAAUCUAUAACAGAUAUUAAAGGGCGUAUCAAGAAAAAGGAACAAGAAUUGCUAACACUUUUCGACACUGUUGAAAAUUUGAAAGUGUGAUACAAUUAAAAUCAAUAAAAUAAACUUCCUGGUAGACGAGGUUCUUUAGUAAAUCAAAGUCUUAGGGCUGGAGGUUCUCUCUGUUAAGAAUCUCCGGUAAAUGGGAAAAAUAUUUAAUUUUGAUUUUAACAGGCAUCUUUGGCAUCCCCCGGAGAUAUUGAAGAGGGGGUUUUUUAGAAAAGACACAAGUCGAUUUUUUUUAAAUCAGCUUAAUGGACAUACAUAUGUACAUAUCGUCACCUUAAUUCACAAAGGCCCUAAGCAACAUUUUUUUUGUUUUGCAGGAGAACUAAGAAACAUUAUGAAAUGAGUAUUAAAUACAGGUAGGGCUUUUAGAAAAUAGUUUCGAAAAAAGUGUUGGUUAAAGCCUUUGUGAUUUAAGGUAACGAUAUAUAGUCAUAAAAUUCCUAUGAUUUUAGAAAAGAUCAAAGCAGUAAUUUUAAAGACGUAUUUUCAAAAAAAUUUACCUGGACUUUCUCAGGAAAUCCACAAUUUGGCUAUUCUAGUUUUUU
Rhagoletis pomonella (apple maggot) is the source of this 1779-nucleotide messenger RNA. RefSeq lists its product as uncharacterized. Bases 389 to 1267 code for a protein of 292 amino acids. The record is from RefSeq and is a predicted model, not a curated record. Lineage: Eukaryota; Metazoa; Arthropoda; Insecta; Diptera; Tephritidae. The transcript has 2 exons.